Messenger RNA from Daucus carota subsp. sativus, 4380 nucleotides. RefSeq lists its product as uncharacterized. The record is from RefSeq and is a predicted model, not a curated record. The coding region runs from base 1 to 4380 and encodes 1459 amino acids. Gene Ontology annotation, biological process: telomere maintenance; DNA repair. Gene Ontology annotation, molecular function: DNA helicase activity. The transcript has 13 exons. Lineage: Eukaryota; Viridiplantae; Streptophyta; Magnoliopsida; Apiales; Apiaceae.
AUGAUACAAGGUUACAAAGCACUAAAGAGACGAAAGAUUGCUAAGGCUCCUAAGAAGCGAGGUCAUGGAACAAGCACCUGUUAUUCCACCGAAAUAGCUACACAGCCAGGAUAUAUUAAACCUUUGACCAUGGUAGAUGAUCGUAGCAGGAAUAGUAGUAAUACAGAAGAUAUGGACACUGAUUCACCAAUGUCAGCUGUUACUUAUUUGCAAGAGACAUUGCAAAUUCCACAAAAUACUAAUGAAUGCAACAAAGUCCAGGAGAGUGAAUCUUUCAGGGCAGUUGCUGCCAAUAUGGUCGUUGGAUCUCUAACACCAGAUUCUACACCUUCAUCUGUGCAAGAAAAGGAGACUAGAUUUGAUGCUUCAUAUUUCUCGGAGGAUUCUGAUUCUGAUAUGGACUCUGCAGAUGUUGACAAUUUUUUCGAUGAUGAGUUUGAUGAUCAAAGUCAUGUAGAGCCUGACAGUGAGAAUAUAAAUCAAAAUGAAUCAAAUUUACAGAAGAAGUGCAGACGUGGUUCCAAGUAUCUUAUACCAGAGGAAUAUGCAACGCUUGGCGGCCUUUCUAAACGCUGCACUUCCUGCAAUGCUAUGAUGUGGCAUGAGGAGCGUGUAAACAAGAACGUGACAAAAGGCAAGCCACUGUUUUCUAUUUGUUGUAGGAAAGGCGAAGUCAAAUUACCAGAACCAUUGCCGACUCCCGUCUAUCUCCUUAAUCUUUAUCAAGACAAAGAUCAAGGUGCAGAUUUCCACAGAGGUAUCAGGUUGUACAAUGCUAUGUUUGCGUUUACCUCUGCCGGCGGAAACGUUGACCAUUCCAUAAACAAAGGCAGGGGACCCUAUAUAUAUCGUUUAUAUGGCCAAAAUCACCAUGUGUUUGGUUCUUUAAUUCCUGAUGAUGGGGACACUCCAAAGUUCUGCCAGCUCUACAUAUACGAUACUGCAAAUGAGGUUAGCAAUCGUCUGCGCUGGGUUGAUGUUUCUGAUGAACAGCCUGUACAUGCAGAGGUUUUUGAUGGUCUGAUGCAGAUGCUUGAUGAUACUAAUGAAUUAGUGAAGAAAUUCCGCACUGCACGUGAUAGAUGGGAGAACAAUGAUAUCUGUGAUUUGAAAGUUGAACUUAAAGUUUGUCGCGCUCAGAAUGGCAGGGAGAAUCAUGUAUCUGCAUCCAAUGAAGUUGCUGGUGUUAUGGUUGGUUCCACCUCGAAUACUACUCCCGUUCAUGAUAUCACAAUUGAGCCUAAAUUUGGAAAACUUCAACGUGUUUCCUACAUUCAUCCCAAAUUUAUGGCACUUCAAUACCCUCUUCUCUUCCCAAAUGGUGAAGAUGGUUACCAUGACAAGAUCCCAUUUCAAAGUGCGGAUUUGUCAAAUUUGAAAGUGCGAGAUUUUAUAUCAAUGAAAGAUUAUUAUGCAUACCGUUUCCAAAUCAGGCCUAAUCAUUCUUUGACCACGAGGUUAGGUGGUAGGCUUUUCCAACAGUAUGUUGUUGAUGCCUUCUCUUCAAUUGAGCAAACACGUUUAUAUUGGUUUCGGAAAAAUCAAAGAAUUCUGCGCAAUGAACUCUAUAGUCAUAUUUGUGAUUCUGUGCGUAAAGGUGAUUUGAGUGGAUCAAAUGUUGGGAAAGGUGUGAUCUUACCAGCUGGUUUUGUUGGAUCCAAACGAUACAUGCAGCAGAAUUUCCAGGAUGCGCUGGCGGUGUGCCGCCAAGUUGGUCACCCUGAUAUAUUUCUCACCAUGACCACAAAUCCUUUGUGGGACGAAAUUCAGAAAAUGAUGCAUUAUCUCCUAGAGUUUCAGAAGCGUGGUCUCCCUCACGUGCAUAUGCUCAUAUGGCUUGACAGUAAAUCCAAGGUUUACUUGAAAAAUAAUGUUGACAAAUUCAUCUCAGCUGAGAUCCCUAAUCCUAUUAAAGAUCCUGUUGGAUAUGCUGCAGUGAAGUACUCGGCCAGAACAACGUUUUAUGAAAGUGGAUUUCCUGUUUAUCGAAGAAGAAGACAGAACAUAACGGUUAAUGUUCGUAAUGCAGAACUUGAUAAUCAGUGGGUGGUACCUUAUAAUCGAGAUUUAUUGGUCAAGUAUCAGUGUCACAUGCAUAUCAAGAUUUGUUGCCAUGCGCGAAGCUUGAAAUACCUCUUCAAGUAUUGCUUGAAAGGGCAUGAUACUACAACUGUACAUGUCACUGGAAAGAAGAAAAGAGCUUCAAACCAGGAUCCAGAUAAGGCUAUAGAUGAAAUUGAUGCAUAUUUUGAUGGUCGCUACAUCUGCGGUGCAAAGUCAGCCUAUAAGAUUUUUGGUUUUCCUAUACACCAUCGCACUAUUUCUGUUGAGCGGCUACCAUUCCAUUUACCAGGCCAGAAGAGUUGCACUUUCCAUUCUAAUCAGCCAUUAGACAAGGUUGCUGAUCGUGAGAAGAAUAGACUGAGCAAGUUGGAGGCAUUUUUCCAACUAUGUACCACUAAUGUCGAUGCUCAAAAAUACACUUAUCCAGAAAUUCCAGAGCAUUUUGUUUGGGAUGAUGGUCAGAGGAAAUGGAAUCCAAGGAAAGAGAGUCUGAGAACUGUUAAUGGAAUCUGCUAUGAUUCUUUCCGUGAUGCGUGCAAAGAGUAUGGCUUUCUUGAUGACGACAAGGAAUGGCAUGAAGUAUUAAAUCAAUGUGCAAAUGGUGGUUUACCUCCUCAAAUCAGGCAGCUUUUUGUUCACAUUAUUGUUAACUGCAAGGUCACUGAUUUAUUUCAGUUGUGGAGUUCUAAUUGGAAGCAAAUGGUUGAUGAUACUAUUUUGGAAAGAAGGCGCUUAAAUAACGAUGAUCCCCUAAUGUUGGAUGACAAACAACUACAGUUUUAUGCUCUUGCAAAGAUCGAUGACUUGCUCAGGUCAAUAGGCAAAUCUUUAAAGAAUUUUCCUCAACUUCCUCAACCACCUGAAAACUACCUCAAUCAUGGUAGUAAUAACCUAAUUUUAGAAGAAACCAACUACAACAUUAAUGAGAUGGAAAAAGAAAACCACAGGUUGCUUUCUACUAUCAACGACGAACAGUUAAAUGUGUACAACGCCAUUCUAGAAUCUGUUGGGAAGAACGAAGGUGGACUCUACUUUGUUCAUGGCAGUGGUGGUUGUGGGAAGACCUUCCUUUGGAGAACUUUGAUUUCCAAGUUAAGGUCUCAAGGAGACAUUGUUCUACCGGUUGCAUCUUCGGGAAUCGCUGCCACGCUUAUGCCAAGAGGUCGAACUGCACAUUCCAGGUUUAAAAUACCUAUUGUCCUAGACGAACUAUCUGUUUGUGCUAUAGGUAAUAAAUCAGACAUUGCUGAGUUAAUUAGGCAUACCAAACUUAUUAUUAGGGACGAGGCUCCAAUGCAACAUAGAUUUACCUUUGAAUGCUUGGAUCGAUCUUUGAGAGAUAUUAUGCGGUGUGUCGAUGAAAGUCGUGUCGCUCUACCUUUUGGAGGAAUAACAGUUGUUCUAGGAGGUGAUUUCCGUCAAAUCCUUCCAGUUAUACCUCAUGGAGACAGAGCUGAGAUAUUGGCAGCAUGUAUCACGAGAUCAAGACUUUGGAAUAUUUGCAAAAUAUUCAUUCUGGAAAGGAACAUGCGUCUCAACAACGGUUCGUCUCAGGCAGAAGUUGAUGAACUAAAUGAAUUUGCCAAAUGGGUACUUGCAGCAGGAGAUGGCAGGUUGGAAGGUGAUGAAGAAGCAAAAUCUCUCUUUGUCGAGGACGGUAUUCAAGUACCACUGCAGUUCUGUGACUUGGAAAUUGACAACACCGUUGAGAAUAUGAUUCACAGCAUCUAUCCAGAUUUUGCAGACAAUUCCACAAAUGCCAAGUAUCUCAGUGAAAGGGCCAUCUUGACUCCUACAAACCAAACUGUUGGACACCUAAAUUCUCUAAUUGUAGAUAUAAUACCAGGAGACGCUGCUACUUAUUACAGUGUUGAUAGUGCAGAAGACUUUGGCGGCACAGAUGAUGAUUUGAAGUCUGCCUUUCCUGUUGAGUAUCUGAAUUCGCUUUCAGUUCCAGGGUUGCCGGCUCAUGACUUGAAGCUAAAAGUUGGCGCAGUUGUGAUGCUAAUGAGGAAUUUGAAUCAAACUCUUGGCCUCUGCAAUGGAACUAGAAUGAUCGUAACCAAGUGCUUGAAAUUUUGUGUAGAGUGUGAGGUAAUUUAUGGAUCAUUUGCUGGAACGCGACACUUUAUUCCCCGCAUGGAAUUAAGUCCCAGUGAUUCUCCGGUUUUCACGCAUGGUCAGUUCUAUGUAGCUGUUAGUCGUGUCACAUCUCCUGCCGGUCUGAAAGUUUUUAUUGACGAUGAUCGUGGUUUUCCUACCAGUAUAACGCAAAAUGUUGUUUACACAGAGGUUUUCUAUGCUUUGCCUAAGUAG